UGUUUCUGAGCUACUUUUUUAAGGCCCAUUUCUCUUUAUUAAUCUCCAACAACAACACCCCACUUCUUCAGCACUCCACUAUACUUCAAUUCUCUUUAAAAAUGGCGUCAACUCUCUCUCUCAUCCUCUUCGUUCUCUCCGUCUUCUCCAUCUCUGCCACUCAUGCCACCCACCACCACGCCGCAGCUCCGGCGCCCUCCGUACACUGCUCCAGUUUGGUGCCGAAAAUGGCUGACUGUUUGUCUUAUGUGUCAAACGACAAUACCACAACCAAACCAGAGAGCACUUGUUGCUCUGGAUUGAAAAUUGUGUUGAAAACUGAUGCGGAGUGUCUCUGUGUGGCUUUCAAGAGUAGUGCUCAGUAUGGUGUUGUUCUGAAUGUCACCAAGGCUCUUGCUUUACCUGCUGCAUGCAAGCUGCAUGCCCCUUCUGUCUCUGACUGUGGAUUGUCUUUGGCUCCCACUGGUUCUCCUGGUGUAUCUCCACCAUCUAUUGCUGUUGCACCUAGUUCUACUUCGACCUCUGGAUCGAACGAGCAAGCACAAGCACCAUCUCCAGGGGCCUCAAGUUCUCAAGGGUUAUCUAUAUCAGUCGGAUCUCUAGCCAUUGGCUUUGUAAUUGCAGUGAUCUCUAGUUUCUGAGAUGUAAUUGUGGUACCAUUUUGAAUCUGAGUGGAGAAGAUACAUAUUAUAUGAGGACUAAUUUGAUGUUUAGCUUGAAUAGUGGUAUUUUGAGUACUUGCAGUAGCCCUCUUACUGAAGUUGUGACUAAAGUAGAUAUGAAUUCAUUGUCGCUCACUGAAAACUUCUUUUGUGGUUUGAAUAUCUUUUCAGUACAUCAAAGUUCAUAUAUGUUUAUAUUUUGA
This is a messenger RNA of Hevea brasiliensis (rubber tree), 865 nucleotides long. RefSeq names its product non-specific lipid transfer protein GPI-anchored 31. The record is from RefSeq and is a predicted model, not a curated record. Gene Ontology annotation, molecular function: lipid binding. Gene Ontology annotation, biological process: lipid transport. The coding region runs from base 102 to 641 and encodes 179 amino acids. The transcript has 3 exons. NCBI's taxonomy places the organism in Eukaryota, Viridiplantae, Streptophyta, Magnoliopsida, Malpighiales, Euphorbiaceae.